AUGGUGACUCCAACUGCUUUACCCCCGCUACCCUUUAAUCCGGGUCGGGUACGAACCUAUCUCGUCCGGUUACCGCUGUUCACUCGGUUGGUGUUGCUGAUCAUCUUGGCCUUCUGGUUGCUCGAGUUGCAAACGAUGUGGAGUAUUGUGCAAUGGGGUGCUUUGAUUCCAGAGGAAAUUAAUUUCGGGACGAUGUACCGACUUAAUACCUACCCUUUCAUCCAUACCGGCUUUUUCCACGCUCUGUUUAAUGCUCUCGCUGUUGCCCCAUUGUUGGAGCGCUUCGAGGCUGAACAUGGUACCCUGACUGCGGUUGCUUUGUUUGUUGGACCUCUGUCGACUGUUCCCGCUGGUCUUUAUAUCUUGAUCGAGAGGGUUAUGCUCCACAGGAAUACCUCUGUGAUCGGUGCAAGUGUCUGGGUUUUCCUACUCUUGGGCUCCGAGGCCAUCAAGACUUACAAGUCUCACCCCAACUUCAGUCUUGGUCCUUACAAGAUCCCCACCUGGACUUCGCCUCUGUUCGCCUGUAUCGUUGUAUCGAUCCUGAUCUCCAACGUGAGUUUCCUCGGUCAUCUCUGCGCAAUUCUUGUCGGCUAUCUACUCGGUCUCGGAUACCUUAAGGUCUUCGUUCCCCCAGAGAAGGUCCUCCGCUGGAUCGAGGGCAAGCUGAACCUCCUUGGACGCCUUCCCCACUAUGUCUCCGUCGAUCAAAAGACGUAUGGCCGCUACGGAGUCCUCCCUACCGCCAACCAAGCCAGCGAGCAAACACCCCUGAGCUAUCUGGGAACAUCGCAACGCCUUGGAGCUUGA
Molecule: messenger RNA, 810 nt
Organism: Penicillium antarcticum
Lineage: Eukaryota; Fungi; Ascomycota; Eurotiomycetes; Eurotiales; Aspergillaceae
Gene: rbd2
Product: rhomboid protease family protein RBD2
Exons: 6
Coding region: 1-810 (269 amino acids)
Cellular component (GO): membrane
Molecular function (GO): serine-type endopeptidase activity
Source: RefSeq, a predicted model, not a curated record